GGGGGAGAAAAAGUGAAAUGUGGGGGGGCUGCCCCGCCCCCAUUGAUCGCAACUUGCAACCAACCCCCCCCCAACUGAAUAGCAUUUUUUGGGGUAAACGCCCCCCCUCUCCCACCCACCCAUCCCUAAUCCCGUCCUCGGGGGAAAAAGAGGAGGAGGAGGAGGAGAGCCCCAACCCUCUCGGGAACGAGGCUACCUUGGCCGGGCGGGGAGCCUACGCGAGGCCGGGGAUUUUACGGCCUGCCUGCUCGCUUCUCUCCCUUCUCGGUCUCCGCCGAGAGGGCGCAGCAGGAGCAGCUGCUCUCCCACCGCCACUUUCCUCCGGUGAUCCCUCCUUCUCCAUCUCCCCGUCUUCUCCUUGGGGCAAAAAAGGGCCCUGCAACCAACCAACCGGCUGGCCCAGCAGCGAAGCCCAGCCGAGCCGCCGCCACAGAUAUGAUGGAAGAAUUGCAUAGCCUGGACCCACGACGGCAGGAACUGUUGGAGGCCAGGUUCACUGGAGCUGGCGUUGCAAAGGGGCCCCUGAACAGUGAAUCUUCCAAUCAGAGUUUGUGCAGUGUGGGCUCUCUAAGUGACAAGGAGCUGGAAACUCCAGAAAAAAAACAGAAUGACCAGCGCAACAGGAAGAGGAAAGGGGAAUCCUUUGAGACCAACCAAGGCAAAGUCACUCCAAGGGGACAUAAAAUUAGUGAUUAUUUUGAGUUUGCUGGGGGAAGCGGUCCAGGAACAAGUCCUGGAAGAAGCGUGCCACCUGUUGCACGAUCAUCGCCACAGCAUUCCUUAUCAAAUCCUUUACCUCGGCGAAUGGAGCAGCCGCUUUACGGGGUAGACAACAGCGCAGCCAAGGAACUGCAGGAGGAUCACUCUGCUCUGCCAACGCUGGUGUCGGCGAUGCUGGCGAAACAGCGGCUAGAGGGCGAGCAGCUGGCCCAGAGGGGUGCAAGCCUCUGUUUUCCAUUUUCUUCGGCCCAGCAAGGCAGUCCUUCUUCAACGGGUUCAGGGAACACAGAGCAUUCCUGCACCUCCCAAAAACAGAUUUCCGUCCAGCAUAAACAGACACAGUCUGAUCUCACGGUAGAAAAAAUAUCUGCACUAGAAAACAGUAAGAACUCUGACCUGGAGAAGAAAGAAGGCAGGAUAGAUGACCUAUUGAGAGCGAACUGUGACUUAAGGCGACAGAUAGAUGAACAACAGAAAAUGCUUGAGAAGUACAAAGAACGGUUGAAUAGAUGUGUGACAAUGAGCAAGAAGCUUCUUAUAGAAAAGUCAAAGCAGGAAAAGAUGGCAUGUCGAGAUAAGAGUAUGCAGGAUCGGCUGAGACUGGGUCACUUUGCUACGGUGCGGCACGGAGCGUCUUACACUGAGCAGUGGACAGAUGGCUACGCUUUCCAGAACCUUAUCAAGCAACAAGAGAGGAUAAAUUCCCAAAGGGAAGAGAUAGAAAGGCAACGGAAAAUGUUAGCAAAGCGGAAGCCACCUGCCAUGGGGCAGGCCCCUCCAGCAACCAAUGAGCAGAAGCAGCGUAAAAACAAGACAAAUGGAGCAGAAAAUGAAACGUUAACGUUAGCAGAAUAUCAUGAACAGGAGGAAAUCUUCAAACUCCGGCUAGGACAUCUUAAAAAGGAAGAAGCAGAGAUCCAGGCAGAACUGGAGCGGUUAGAGAGGGUUAGAAAUCUACAUAUCAGGGAAUUGAAAAGGAUACAUAAUGAAGAUAAUUCACAAUUUAAAGACCACCCAACACUAAAUGACAGGUACUUGUUGCUACAUCUCCUGGGCAGAGGCGGAUUUAGUGAAGUAUAUAAGGCAUUUGAUUUAACGGAACAGAGAUAUGUAGCAGUAAAAAUCCAUCAGUUAAAUAAAAACUGGAGGGAUGAGAAGAAAGAGAACUACCACAAGCAUGCAUGUAGAGAAUACAGAAUCCAUAAAGAGCUGGAUCAUCCUCGUAUAGUUAAGCUGUAUGACUAUUUCUCGCUGGACACUGACUCGUUUUGUACAGUGUUAGAAUACUGUGAGGGGAACGAUCUGGACUUCUACCUGAAACAGCACAAAUUAAUGACUGAAAAGGAAGCCCGGUCUAUUAUCAUGCAGAUUGUGAACGCAUUAAAAUAUUUAAAUGAAAUCAAGCCACCCAUUAUUCACUAUGAUCUCAAGCCAGGUAACAUCCUCUUGGUAAAUGGUACUGCAUGCGGCGAGAUUAAGAUCACUGACUUUGGCCUCUCAAAGAUCAUGGAUGAUGACAGUUAUAAUUCAGUCGAUGGCAUGGAGCUGACAUCGCAAGGGGCUGGCACUUACUGGUAUUUACCACCUGAGUGUUUUGUAGUUGGGAAAGAGCCUCCAAAGAUUUCAAAUAAAGUUGACGUCUGGUCAGUGGGAGUAAUAUUCUACCAGUGCCUCUACGGCAGAAAGCCUUUUGGCCACAACCAGUCUCAACAAGAUAUUCUGCAGGAGAACACAAUUCUGAAAGCAACAGAGGUGCAAUUUCCUCCAAAGCCAGUGGUAACACCAGAAGCAAAGGCAUUUAUCAGGCGCUGCCUGGCCUACCGGAAGGAAGAUCGAAUAGAUGUUCAGCAGUUAGCAUGUGACCCCUACUUGCUCCCUCACAUCCGCAAAUCUGUAUCAACAAGCAGCCCGGCUGCGGCUGCCAUUGCCUCAACCUCUGGAUCCUCUAAUAACAGCUCUUCAAACUGAGCAGGAACAAUAGGCCAAAAAGAUACAUAUAACCGGAACUGCAGAAAGAAAACCGAGAGAGAGUCAGAGACGUUUUGAGAAGCAGCCUUCGGGAUUGGCAAGGAAUCCACAAAACGGCCUCCAGAAACCGGUAUCGGGUGCUUUGUUUUCCUCUUGCGCUCUUGUCCCAUCCGUAGAGCAAGGCAUCAUUGAUUCUCGGCAAGGUUCUAUGGCGACUUAAGUCCAACUUAAGUGGCCAAGGAAGAGGAGAUUGAUUGGUCUCGUGCUGAGCAACGGCAAAGGCACUAACCGCUCUGGGCAGCAGAGAGAAAAGAUGGCUCCAUGUACUGUGAACUUCCAAACACCACGGACCCCGGGUGCGGUUCCAAAAUGCAGGGUGCACACACACACACACUGUGUGGAGAAUUGCGGACUUGGCAGCAGGGUAAAGAGGCUGGACUUGGUCCACUGUCAAUAUUUAAAAAUAUGUUCCUCUUUUUUAAAAAAAACAAGACAAAAAGCAAAAUAAAGUUUAGGCUACAUCUCAUUUGGGGGGAAGGGGGGGAAAAACCCCACAGAGCUCAAUGCUGUGAGGUUCCACUGAGGGAUCGGCAUUGGACUCUUGAGCCCUUUGCAAGGGAGCCAAGUAUCCUGCCUGUUGAUAGCACCAGCAUUAGCAUGUCAUCCCAAAUAAUUUCAGUUUUAAAAGAACGACUUUUAUUGGGGGGUUUUUGGUUGUAAGGUGAAAUAACUAGCAGGUCAAUGUGGCAGCCCUCUCUCCCUUUUCUUUAGAUUGGCCUCAUAUUCUGUGAAGGAGGAGUACAAUGUAAUGCAGAGGGUGCGUUACAGCUAGGAACAUAGGUUUCUGUCCUCGCUCCAGCCCCCCAGAAAACUGCUUUUUGGCAGGUACUUGACGGUUAUCCCCCUUCAGAAUAAAACUAAGUGUUUCUAAUUUUUUAUUUUCCCCCAAUGUUUUCCUCGUGUGGUGUUCGGAUCCAUUCACUAAAGUCUCUUUUGGGUGAUGGCAUUCUCUUUUAACACACACAAGGAUGACAGAACUCUAGACAGAUUACCUCCCUUGCCCUCUUUCUCCCUCCCUUUAUUUUCUUUUUUUUUUUAAUCUUUCUGUACUGUCUCAGAAACAUCUGCUACAUUAACACCCCAAAAGGACACUUAUCCUGAAGAACAGCUAGAUUUUUUUAAAAUCUUAAACUUUGUGUUUCCGUUUCUUUAUCAGAGUUUUGAGUUUGCUUUUUUUUCUUUCCUUUUUUACAUUACUGCUCUUGGUCCUUGACUCUUUUUUUUUUUCACCUUUUAAGAAAGACAUGUAAACCAAAGAAGAAUCCAGUUGCUUGAAUCUUGUGGCAGAAUGCUACUCCUGCACGUGGCCAAAACGUUGUUUGCUGAAAACCUUGAAAGCCGUACUGUAUGGUCAGGUACCCUGGCCAGGACUUCGAUUCUGCACCCACAAGUGAUGAUUCUCAACCCUCCCUCCUCAGCUUCCUGCAGAUUGGGGUGCAAGUAGAAGUAGCAGGAGCGAGGCGAGGGGGACCAAGCCAUAUCGAGAUUUAGGGGACUUGCGGAAGAGCUGAGCUGGGAAGUGGAGGCUGUAUGCGUGUGUGUGUUGGUCUGUUUGUUCAUCUCUAGCUACUCCUGCAGAUCAGGUGGAAAGGACCUGGGUAAGCGAGUGUAGCUGGGUGUAGCUGUCUUGUGUGUGCCUCACCCUCCUAUUUAUUCCAACAGCUUAAUCACCAGGAUAGAUGAGGUACCAUUUGAUCAGGAGGCAAGCCUGCGCCUCUGUUUAAAUGGCGUUAAAUGAAGUUGAGCAGGGAAGUGAGGAACUGUGAUGUGUCAUCAUUACAAAUGAAGGCCCUGCAAAAAGGCUCCUGAGAUAAUGCUUUUUUAAAUAAAGAAAGAAAUCUCACCCCAAACAGGUGCCAUGAGUCCACCUUCGGGGACAGAAGGGUUUUCCUCACUUGUUCCUGAGAACUGAGGGUGUAGCUUUUUUUAGUUCCUCUGGUGGAACAACUGGUAUUUGGACUCCUUCUACUGGGCAGAAAGUAAGAGAACUCUAGGGCCAGGGGGAAAGGCGAGCAUGCCAUUAGGCUAUUGAUAAGGCUUCUGGUAAAGUUUACACACAGACACACACAAACACCCCACCCCACAAUUUGCCUCUGAGCAUGAGAAUAAAACACACAGCCAACUUUUUUGUCUUUUCAUCCCCACCCCAACCUCCUUUUCUUGUCCUAGGAGAAAACCAGGUCUUAUAUUAAUUCCAUUUAGGGUUUUUCUAGUCCACGGUUACUCGUCGUUUUUUCCACCAAAACGCAGCUUGGGGUUAUGUGUGAGCUGGCAAAAUGCAGGCGCUGGUGUCUUGGCUGCCACAGCAGAGUACAGCUGUUGUCUGCUUGCGGUGCCCUUGUCUCAGCCCGUUUGGGGUUGGGCUCGUGUUAUAUUUCUGCAGCUAAAUUCAAGACUUGAAGCAUGCUGUCCUGGAAAGCGCCCGGUCCUAGCAUUUUAUCCCCCCGAUUGCCGUUCUUGGAACUUAGCCCAAAGCAAGUUUUCACUUCAGGCAGGUUAAAACUUGGAUUUACCAGCUUGUGGUGGAGCUAAUUAUUGAUCACUCGUGGAGAGAACCCUAUCCCAUGUGAGACUUAAAAAGAAGUUUUAAAAUUUUGUUUUCUAAAAGCCCAACCUGCCUUUGAGCCAUAAAUUGUAUUUCUUUCCCUCUCUCCACCCACCCACCCCCAUUUACAUAGUGACUGUCAGCUGUUUCAGUCACUAUUGGUUGUGCCUGGGUGGGAAGCCUCCAUCUUUUCAUGGUGUUCAUCACAGAAGCAGGAUAGAUCUCUCUGGAUGAAAAAUGCAGACUGUGACUUUCCCUUUUCUUUUCUCCCCCCCCCCUUUUUUUUUUAAGCUGUUGCUGAAAUGGGUUUUAUUUCAGAUAACAAAACCUUUUUAUUGCCACACUGUUCAUUUUACUGAAAGGAAAGAGGAAAUGUGUAUGGAUUUGUAACUUGAAACUAGGCCAGACUGUUUUGGCUUUGCCCAGCAGACAAAAAUACGGAUAUUAAACAAGUUUUAAGAAACUGAA
Messenger RNA from Podarcis muralis (Common wall lizard), 5761 nucleotides. It is a transcript of the gene TLK2, whose product is annotated as tousled like kinase 2. Lineage: Eukaryota; Metazoa; Chordata; Lepidosauria; Squamata; Lacertidae. Gene Ontology annotation, molecular function: protein serine/threonine kinase activity; ATP binding. Gene Ontology annotation, cellular component: nucleus; perinuclear region of cytoplasm. The record is from RefSeq and is a predicted model, not a curated record. Gene Ontology annotation, biological process: peptidyl-serine phosphorylation; chromosome segregation; intracellular signal transduction.